AUGGCAAAAGCUGGAUGGUAUGUUGUGAAGUUCAGAAAUGAAAAAAAUAUUAUUAAAGUCAUCCCAAGUAAUUGGAUUGUAAAUUUUGAAAAAUGUCAAUGGCCAACAAAAUUUGGAUCCAUUAAAUUGCAAGCAGCAAUCAAAAAUAGACAGACACCAUCAGCUAUUGGGUGGAAAAUGUUUCCUAUUAGAGUAAUAUGUAAACAUAUAUUUCUUACUUAUGAUGAUGCAUCGGAUUUUGCUAACACAACUCUCGCAAUAAGUUCAUCAGAAAGUGAUGCUUUUGUUGUUAAUAAUGCACCAACAACACAUAAAAAAAAAGUCAACUGA
Macrosiphum euphorbiae (potato aphid) is the source of this 330-nucleotide messenger RNA. The record is from the annotation of a GenBank genome assembly. NCBI's taxonomy places the organism in Eukaryota, Metazoa, Arthropoda, Insecta, Hemiptera, Aphididae.